Molecule: messenger RNA, 1894 nt
Organism: Zea mays
Lineage: Eukaryota; Viridiplantae; Streptophyta; Magnoliopsida; Poales; Poaceae
Product: Mediator of RNA polymerase II transcription subunit 23
Exons: 1
Coding region: 1298-1699 (133 amino acids)
Source: RefSeq, marked predicted
GUCGAAGCGUAGAUCGCAGCGGAGCAGAGGUAAGUUCCUGAAUCUUCCUCCUGAGCCUGCUCAUCAACCCGGCAGGUGCGAUCAUGCGUUUGCUAUAUGUUGGGUUCUCCGCGUACUUCGGGUGGCUUGCCCUAGUGAUUCGUGUGGACUAGGGACGGGUAUCUUGCUUGGUCGCCUGAGUAUCCCUCUCUUGCAAAUCAAGACUCCUGGACGCGGCCGGCGUGCGCUGAUUUGCAGCUUUGCUGGGAAAUCGAGAUAGGGAGGUGGGUGGGUCCAUGGGGGUUUUCUCGAUGUCUGUUGCUUAGAAAGUUAGAAGGGGAAAGGUUGGGUUUGUUUGGACGGAUAGUGGCAAAUCUGUUCUGUUAUUACAGCGUCUUGGCGAUUGGUGGAGUAGGAGAGUGCAUUGGGUGUGUAAUACACUAACACUGUUCUAGUCGAGACUGUAACAACUUCGCGCUGAAUCCCGACUGAGCCACAAGUUCACUGAACUUUGUGGUUGCAAUGGCUUUAUGCUGAAUUGUUAUAGAUUGGUACUGACCCACAAUUUGUCUACAGUAGGUGCAGACUGCAGACCACCCACGUUAAUAAUCUGAGUGGAAAUUUCUCUCCUUUUAGGUUUAGUAUUGAAUGCGCUGUAAAUGAUUUAUCUCUUCAGCUUUCUAGGAUUGAAGUUUAUGGGCAAUGUUUGUUUUCAGUUUCACUUUCACCUCAAUGUGUAGUGGACGAUUAUCACAGUUUUGAUUCACAAUAAGCUAGGAAUUUCUUGUUGUACUUUAACUGGUUGAAUGUUCAGAUCGCGUGAGAAAAAAAUGGAACUGUCUCCUUACAAUGAAAACCAUACUCCAGUCGAUAUAUUGGAUAGCCAGCGGUUAUCUAACUGUGUACUUUGACCUUGCUGUGGAGAGGGUUUUAGUUUUAUUGUUCUUGAAGGAGCUAGUUUCUUUUGUUUAUACGGCACUCCUCCUAGGAUUCAAUGAUAAUAUGAUGUAUACACAACGUCACUUAGGCCAACUCCAGCAAUAGCGUGCAAAACAUUGUUUUGCGUUGUAGAUGCACUGUUUACAGAGUGGAGUUUGAAAUGGGGACUGAGAUAGGGAGUGGGAUAGGGAGCUGCUGGAAAUUGCUAGCAGUUGGAUGCUCCUUUAUUCACAUUCCUUUGGAACGUGGGAAAUUUUCCUUUUCCUUCAUUUUUCCAGUGAUUUAACUGAUCCCUGUGAAAUUUCUGUGUUCCAAAAGUAAGCGUUUUGCUCCUGUGUGUCUUGCCUAGGAACCUCACAUCUACCAAUUCAUUGCAGGCAUGGAUGGAAAGAGCUUUAGCAACGAACAGCAAGCCCAACAAAAGAACCCAGACGCAGUGACAAACAGUGUUCCGAGCCAAGGCCAGGAGCCCUUGAACACGUUUCCAGAUUCAGACGAUGGAAACACGAACACCGGUCCGUUGAAUGGCCAUGCAGCAGCUCAUGUGAACAUGGAAGCUGCCAUCUCUACGGAGGACGUCAUACGGGCUGGCGGGUUCGGAGCGAAGGAUGACAUUGGCAGCCUCCUCCCGACGGCAAUUGAUUCCACCGAUUUUGAGGCCUCGCUGCGGGAUGCCCGUGGUUUCGAGGGCGAGAAAGCGGCGCCGUCGCAUCCUGGACUAGGGUGGAAGGGGGAGAAAGCUGAUGGUGGAACCAAACUGGCAGAUGUGGCGGAGCAGUGAUCACGCUUUCCUCUUCUGUAGCCCAGCUCCAGCCUUCAGAAAACCUUGUUUUCUGCCACGUGUGUCUGGAGAGCUGCCCUGCGUAUGAACUUUCUUUGUCACAGUGUUUUGUGUGACACAUAACAUUCUGUGUAUGAACAUGAGGAUGUCGGUUCUAUGCUGUCUGUCGUAUAGCUCUCAAUUGUGUUGGAUGUC